CGAAUGUGAUGCUAUUAAAAUGCAGCUUCAGCAAUUGUGGCCCGGACAGCCCAUGCGCCCAGGGCCAGAAGCACCCAGAGAACCAGGUUCGCUGUACCACCGCUCCCUGUCAGCUUCCCACCUAGAGAGAUGGUGGCACAAAAGGUGGACAGGCUGCGCAGUCAAGCCGCGUGCUCAUCUCUUUCAAAGUAGCCUGACGGCCUUUCCAGUUGCUUACUGUAACUGGGGCGCUUUUUGUACAAUCAACAGAAGACGGGAUAUCGUCAUUGCUUUGAUUGCGCGCACCCCGUAUUGAUUGCUGCUCUUGCCUCCUCAGAGUCUCCUCAUGACGGCGGCCAGUGUUGCACCGGUGGCCGUCCCGGAGCAGCGGGAAUUUGAGGGCCUUCCCUUCCCCCUUGUUCUCAGACCCGCUCCCCCGGUUGCCAACGGUCACACAACUAAGUACUCCAAAGCUGACCUUUCGGGUUGGGUGGCGGAGAACAAGCAGGAGCUGGAGCGGUUGGCCCUCAAGCAUGGUGCAGUUCUCCUGAGAGGCUUUCAUGUCCCUGACCCUGCAGUGUUCAACUCGGUGGUCGAGGCACUGGGCCAUGAUGAGCUGCCCUACAUUGGGGGGGCUGCACCGAGGACGCUGAUUGUGGGCAGGGUGUUCACGGCCAAUGAGGCGCCCGCUGCCAGUGUGAUCCCCUUCCACCAUGAGAUGGCCCAGGUGCCGUCCUACCCGUCCCAUCUCUUCUUCUACUGCGACGUGCCCCCAGCGGAAGGGGGCCAAACGCCCAUCUGUUUGAGCCACGAGGUGUAUGUGCGCAUGGCGGAGGCGUAUCCCCAGUUUGUGGCGGACCUGGAGAAGCAUGGGGUGCAGUACACCCGCGUGCUGCCAGAGUACGAUGAUAAGGAGUCGGCGCAGGGGCGCGGCUGGCGGUCCACGUUUGGCACCACCACGCGGCAAGACACAGAGGCAGCGCUGGCCAGCAUGGGCAUGACUGGGGAGUGGCUACCCAACGGCGACCUCAAGACGGUCACCGGGGUGCUCCCCGCCGUCCAGGUCGACCCACGCACGGGCCGCAAGGUCUGGUUCAACAGCGUGGUGGCGGCCUUCACCGGCUGGAAGGACGUGCGCAAUGAGGAGGGCAAGGCCGUUGUGCUGGGAGACGGCCGGCCGUUGGACGGGGCCGCCGUAAACGCAUGCUUGAAGAUCAUGAACGAUGUCGCGGUGGACUUCCCGUGGCAACAGGGGGACGUGCUGCUGAUCGACAACAAAGUGACCAUGCACGGCAGGCGGUCGUUCAAGCCGCCGAGGAGGAUCCUGGCCUCGCUGGUCAAGUAGACAAGCGGAUUCGCAAUGUUGGCCCUGAGUUCUUGGGCACGCGUAUUUGUACAUACCAUACUUGUGAGUGCUGCAAGCUUGAGCUAGCUUGCAACCAGUUGACUCAGUAAUUUCAUGUAUAAAUAGGUCGAGAAGCCUCUUGCACGCACCCUUAACAGGCACUUUGCCAUGGUCAGCAUCAAUCAGAACCCUUUGCUGAACGUUUCACCACUGAGCGCCUGCUUUAGGAGCGCUGCAUGUUGAUUGGUUAAGGCGCGGUCACAUGGUUACGAUCGUUUAGUUGGAGGCAUGCUCUGAGGUGCAUUACAAUUCAUGGUUGACUUACUAAGCGC
Molecule: messenger RNA, 1656 nt
Organism: Klebsormidium nitens
Lineage: Eukaryota; Viridiplantae; Streptophyta; Klebsormidiophyceae; Klebsormidiales; Klebsormidiaceae
Source: the annotation of a GenBank genome assembly